UACCUCCGCCACAUCUGUGCGGCUGCGGGGAGGGAACGCCUUUCCCUUCCCAGCGGCCUCCGGAGGCAGAAGCCUCCCCAAGCCGAGGGCGGUGCCAAGUUAAAAGCGAAGUGACUUUUCGGCGGCGGUCCCCCGAGCCUUCCUGGCGUCCCUUUUCCCUUCGUUUCGCCCACCCGCCUUUUCAGCGCUUGCUGCGGAGGUUCCGGGAAGGACGGAAGAAGAACUUGGCGAUCGGGCGUCCGAGCCAACGAAGGAGAGUCUUCCCACGCCGGUUUAUCCAGGUCAGCACUAUGACUGAUGGGGACUACGACUAUUUGAUCAAACUCCUGGCCCUUGGGGAUUCUGGGGUUGGAAAGACCACCUUGCUGUACAGAUACACAGACAACAAGUUUAACCCAAAGUUCAUCACGACAGUUGGCAUCGACUUCCGAGAAAAGCGUGUGGUAUACAACAGUCAGGGGUCAAGUGGAUCUCCUGGAAAAGCCUUUAAGGUCCAUCUGCAGCUAUGGGACACAGCUGGGCAAGAAAGAUUCAGAAGUCUCACAACAGCAUUUUUCAGAGAUGCCAUGGGCUUCUUGCUAAUGUUUGAUCUCACUAGUCAACAGAGCUUCUUAAAUGUCAGAAACUGGAUGAGUCAGUUGCAAGCAAAUGCUUAUUGCGAGAGCCCUGACAUAGUAUUAAUUGGAAAUAAAGCUGACCUAUCAGAGCAGAGGGAGGUCAAUGAAAGACAAGCAAAAGAGCUUGCAGACAAAUACGGCAUCCCAUACUUCGAAACAAGUGCAGCUACUGGCCAAAAUGUGGGCAAAGCUGUGGAGACACUCUUGGACUUAAUAAUGAAACGAAUGGAACAGUGUGUUGACAAGUCUCAGCUCUCUGACACAGCCAAUGGGGGAAGUUCAGGAAAACUGAUGUCAUCAAAAUCUGAUGAGAAGAAAUGUGCUUGUUGACUUGGCCAUUCAGGUUGAAGAAAAGGAAUGAGAAAUCAUCUAAUCAGAAAGUAACAGAAUGACCAAUUGCUAAAUUCAACCUUGAACUCCAGUGGACCACAUGAGACUGCUGCUGUUGUCUUAAGCAAGCCUGAUUUCUUUUCAGUGCUGAGAAAUCAUGCUUCUGCAUUUGAACAGAUGUCACCCAUCUUCAUAAAAGAUCCAGAGUCUCUUGUCUUCUCAAUACAGUAGGCGAGUAAACACAGAAAGUAUUUGCUGUGGGGAGAGGAUAAUUGAAAUGUUAGGAGAUACCUUUACAAUAAAACAAGGGGUUGUCUUUGUAGGCCUGUACCAUCACUUCUCAUCUCUUUGCCUUCUGUUAUGAUGGACAUUGUGCAUUUGCUAAGCAGUUGAUAAAAAACAAACAAACCCCAAAGUAUAUAUUGUGCAGCUUCUUGUAAACAUCUUUAUUUUUUUGAAUACCAAAAAGUCACUGCUGUUACAUUCAGCUGACUAUUCUCAUAAGAUGAGAUCUGAUUAAAACUGCAGUUUAAUCAUUAGGUGGGAUUGGAGAUAUGUGGACUAGAGAAAGAAGAUGUCCAUACAGUAUAGUACAGUGUUGGAAAGGAACAGAUAUAAACCAUGAGGAAGUACUUGCUCAAAGCUGAAAAGUACUAUCUGCCAUGAAAUACUUGGCCAAGAGAACUGUGGGUGCACUUUCAUUGGUGACUCUGGGAGAGGUAUUUCAAUGGAAUCCCCUUUCACUAAGAGACAGUAUGUAUUUAUUAAGUUCCAUAUGGAUACAGUUCACAUUUCUAAUUAAUGUCCUCCAGGACACACACACACACACAACAUUAUUUUUGCUUUUAUUUUACAGGCAGAGCACUUCCUAAACAUGAAGCUAUGUUGAAUGCUGAUUUGGAAAAUCAAAUGUUCAAGGCAAAGUCUUGAUUAAACAUAUAAUGUAUGCCUGUUACUUUGAUCACUCAAAAUAAGAAAGGCAGGAAUAGCAACAGAGGAAGUUCCAGUAAUAAUUUUGUUAUGGUAGAAAUACUCUUAGUGAAAGAUACAUAUACUUUAGAGCCAGACAUGAUAGGAUGAUGGGGAUGAGGAGGAUGAGGAGGACGAUGAUGAACCAAGUGCAUGUCUUUAAAAAAAAAAUCAGACAUUGUCUUUCUCCUAUGCACCAUUUCUCUGUUACGCCAUUUUGGACUAAAAGGUCUGCUGGUGAAGUCAUCAGAGCAACAUGUCGUGUUCCAGAAGUGCCGUAGUUAGGCCUGUUGAGUUUGGCAACCCAGCCAUUCCAAAAUCGUCUGCAGUCCCUUGCCACUGUUUUCUAGGCUAGAGAGUUCAUUUCACCAGAUUCUUCAUGUUAUCAACCCAAAGCAAAAGGGUUGCUUAUAAUAUUUAUCACAAUGCUCUUCAUCAGUCUCUCAGUUACGAAAAACACAUUUCUGAUUGCAAAAUGUCUGCAUAUUUCCAGAAAGAGAAAUAAUGUAGAGGGAUAAAUUCACAGGGAUAUCUUAUUUGUCAUUUUUAUUCCAAUGCUGUGAUACCUUCAGUACAGUUUUAAACGUUCACUGCUUUUUGUAAGUCUGGAGAACUGGUUUUCAGAAAAAGGCAAUUACUAGACCCCAAAAGUGUAUUCACUUUUGCUAAUGUUGAUUGCUCAGUGCUUACGUUGGGAAAUACUAAUGUUUUUGUCUAUGAAACCUGGAGCAUAUUUGCUUGGAUUCAGAAUGCUUUGUUUGAAAUCAAGGGCUGCGGGAUACAUUUAACUCAGUGUAAAAGAAUAAGAGAUUCUUUAUGCAUUAAAGAGAAUCUUCUCUUCUAUAUGGCCCUGCACUGUGAGGAAUAUUUCAUCUCCUUUUUCUGCAAUUCCAUUUUAUAUCAAAGAUCUUUUAGCUUUUGAGUGGAAGAGGAGAUUGGAUCAAUGUAUCCUCCAUAUUCCCAGCUGUUGCUACCUGCUCACUGCUCUCUGUUGCAUAGUAGUAAACCAUGGAAUUAUCUGCUGCAAAAUUUGGGCAUAUGGCUGACCUUAGUGAGGAAUCCCACCCAACUUAUUGAAAGUUGCCAUUCAGAACUUUUCUAGCAGCUAGCUUGACAGUUUUGGAUCUUCUGGCACUGUUAAUCCAAUCUGGAGAGACUAGUAUACUCAUAUUCCAGUGGUAUGCAAAUGUCUCGGACUACCGUACAUAUUUGGUUGCUUACUAUCUGGAAUAGCAACUUUAAGAACUUGAAGCCACUCCUAAAGGCACAAUUAUUCUUGGGCAUAAUUUGUUGCAAUCACAUGCUGGGAAAUCUACCAGCAUUCCUGCAAGAUCUGCCCAUGCCUCUAUCUCAGCAUAAUACAACAUGAGUGAAUGUUUUAUGCAUGCAUGUUAAACUUUUAUAUUGUGUACACAGAGUAUUUCCUGACAUUAAACAAGGCAAAAUAGCUGUUGGUGUUGUAGCUGUCAUUAUGCACACCUAAACUCCUGCAUGCAUAAAAUUUAGAUGUUUAUGGGGAACAUUCAUGAGCACAAUGUUUAGUCCACGUGAACACUUGAUUUGAAUUCCCAGAUUGGCACUGUAUCAUCUUACUAAUACCCUUUGAAAUCUGCUUGAUGCAACUGGAAGGUUGCCACGAGGGCAAUACUGGAGUCCAUCUUGUAUUUUCAGUAUAAAUUCCAUAUCACAUCAAAAAAAUAUUUCAUUAUCUCUUGUGAUCAAUAAUUACUGUAUACGGGAUGAAUCAAUAUAUACUUAAGAGGUGGUCCUAUCACUGAAAGUGUUUCUGUACUUGCCCAGCAGCCUUUCAACAGUGUUCUACAAAGAUCUGCAAAGUGUUCCAGCUAAACAUUUAGCUGCUGUUUUGUUACGGAAAUCUAGCUUCCCCAAUACAGUGAGAAUUCUGUAGUCUGGUAUUAAAUGAAGUGAUCACUGAAACAAUUCAGCCCUGUUGGGUUUUUUAGCUCCCUGUCCAUGCCAACUGAGGCAGAGUUGGCCAGAGGGCCUCAUGGUCAGCUUUCUAGAGUUGCUGUUGAAGCUCAAGGUUAGUAACAAUCAGGAGGAGUCUGGCCAAGAUAGAUUAAUAUGGCUCUCCUCUGACAACUUCCUCAAGGCUUGUAAGGAAUUCUGUCUUCUUCCCUCAAAGAUGUUUUCCUUUCUCUAAAGUGCUUAUAAAGGGAGCGCUUCUAAAGGUCAAACUAAAGCAUAAUCUGAAUCACAUGUUUAUGGCUGUUACAGAAGGGGGGGGGAAGUUAUCAGAGAAGCACUAUUACAAUCAAAUUCUCAGAAGGGGUGAAAUUCUGCGAUCUGUGGGCCGUCUGUUCUUAAAUUUUCAGUUGGAGGCUGAAUUUACAACAGCCCUCCCCAUCUCAUGCCAUUUAGCACAAGGUCUGUAUGGGAUAGAAACAAAGACCCAUCUUCUUCUUACACUUAAAAAGAUCCUAUCUGGGGCUUUCCUAAACUUGAUUUCACCCCAACUUUUUAAAUCAAGAAUCAUUUCUCUAACUGCCAUUUCUUCACCCCACAGUGGGAUUUUCAGUGUAUAUAGCUGUAUAAUUGAAGGUACUUUAUGUAUUCCCCCCAAAUAUAUUUAUUGAAAUUAUUCUUUUCAGAUUUCGAUUCAACACUAAGAGCCUUCUAACUGAUCAGUUGCUUUUUUUUUCCCCUUUGUUUUGCUUUUAGUGUGUCCUUAAGUUGGGUAACUCUGAGCAUGUUUUCUGUUGGUCUUUGAGACAGUUCUGUACAAGUUAAAGAUUUACAUUCUUUGACCUAGGUGUUUGAAUUCUCUCUCUCUCGAUGGACUGCACUGCCAGCAUAUCAGCAUCAGUCAUUACUAUGUUGUACUACUACUACUAUGCUGUGGCUUUUAAAUGAUAUUUAUAUGUGUGAGCGUGUGUGUGAAUACACACAUAUACAUACAUACUAUCAGAUUUUAUCUAUUGGUGUCUGGGUUUAUACAAUAUGGCUAAGGAAUGCAAUUCUGUAGUUUCAUUUCUGCACUGUUCUUUUGAAAUUAAAAACAAUACAUUUUUAAAGCA
This is a messenger RNA of Candoia aspera, 4954 nucleotides long. It is a transcript of the gene RAB27B, whose product is annotated as RAB27B, member RAS oncogene family. Gene Ontology annotation, biological process: endocytic recycling; regulation of exocytosis; Golgi vesicle fusion to target membrane. The record is from RefSeq and is a predicted model, not a curated record. The transcript is spliced from 6 exons. NCBI's taxonomy places the organism in Eukaryota, Metazoa, Chordata, Lepidosauria, Squamata, Candoiidae. Bases 291 to 947 code for a protein of 218 amino acids. Gene Ontology annotation, cellular component: endosome; synaptic vesicle; trans-Golgi network transport vesicle. Gene Ontology annotation, molecular function: GTPase activity; GTP binding.